This is a messenger RNA of Oncorhynchus nerka (sockeye salmon), 4794 nucleotides long. It is a transcript of the gene unc93b1, whose product is annotated as unc-93 homolog B1, TLR signaling regulator. Gene Ontology annotation, molecular function: Toll-like receptor binding. The coding region runs from base 345 to 2222 and encodes 625 amino acids. Gene Ontology annotation, cellular component: lysosome; endosome. The record is from RefSeq and is a predicted model, not a curated record. The transcript is spliced from 13 exons. NCBI's taxonomy places the organism in Eukaryota, Metazoa, Chordata, Actinopteri, Salmoniformes, Salmonidae. Gene Ontology annotation, biological process: intracellular protein transport; toll-like receptor 9 signaling pathway; toll-like receptor 7 signaling pathway.
ACGAUGUAUACCAUGCGUAUCGCGUACAUAUAACUAAUACAACUUAAAACGAAAUAUAUUAUGUAGCUUUAAGACAAUCUAAAACAACGUGAAACUAAAAAUGCUCUGUAGCUUUAAGGCGAACAUUGUGGAUAGGGUUAAAAAGAGGAAGUGAGCACACAGCGGAGUUUCGUUUCCCUAAUGAAAGUUUUAAUUUGGGAUCUGAGCUUUAACACGAGAAAGGAGAAGCGCAAGUACAGUAGUACGCGACGGGGGUACCAAGAAAUAAUACGCAGUUUUAUUCGUGCACAUGACAAUACAAUAGCCCUGAAGGGCGACAGAACGACGCCGAUCCUGACAAAAUAAUGAUGGCGGAGGCCGAUGCGGAAGAGAACGUGUACCGUGAGGCUGUGGCGGAGUCGCCUGUUGCGCCCCCUAAUGGCGACAUUAACAUUGACGACCUGUUACCCGACGGUCCUCAGGGGAAUAUUCAAGGACAGAUGGAGGAGUUCCUGGGCCCCCAGCCGGAGUACGAUGAGGAAGAGGAGGAGAAUAAGUAUUACAGAAGGAAGAAGCUGGGCGUGGUGAAGAACGUCCUGGGGGCCAGCGUUGGGGGCAUGAUCAUAUACAGCGUCUACAUGGGCCUGUUGCAGAUGCAGCUGAUCCUCCACUAUGAUGAGACGUACAGGGAGGUGAAGUAUGGUAACCUGGGUCUGGAGGACAUCGACAAGAAGAUGCUGAUGGGGAUCAACGUUACACCCAUCAUAGCCCUGUUAUACACCCCCAUACUCAUCAGGUUUCUGGGCACCAAAUGGAUGAUGUUUCUGGCAAGUGGAAUUUACGCUCUCUUCGUCUCAACCAAUUACUGGGAGCGAUACUACACCCUGGUACCAUCGGCUGUGGCCAUUGGUGCAGCCAUUGUCCCGCUGUGGGCGUCGUUAGGGAACUACAUCACAAGGAUGGCACAACAGUACUAUGAGUAUGUGAACUAUAAGGAGGAUCACGUCCAGGAACAGAAGAAACUACCCAAGGGGGCGUGUCAUCGCUAUGUCAUCAUCUUCCAAUCCGUGUUCUUCAUCAUCUUCCAUCUCAGCCUGGUGUUUGCAGAGUUCCCCCAGCGCCUCUUCCUCCACCAGUUCCUUAGUGACUACAACCACACACUGUACAACGUUAAACACUGUGGUGCGGAGGGCAGUGGUAUGAUCGAGGGUUUCAACAGGACCGUCCUGAAGCACCUCCCUCGCUCCCUGCUGCUCAUCCAGGUGGAGAGUGUUCUCAUGGGGGCCGCCUUCCUCUCCAUGGUCAUCUUCCUGGCGGUGUGCGGGGCUGCGUACCGCCCUACAGAGGAGAUCGAUCUGAGGAGUAUCGGCUGGGGGAACAUCUUCCAGUUGCCCUUCAAACACCUGAGAGACUACAGGCUGAGACUCCUCAUCCCUUUCUUCAUCUACAGUGGACUGGACUCACUCUUCUCUGUCACGGGACUCACUCUGUCGUAUGGUGUGUGUACGGUGGGUCUGGAGUGGCUGUAUCUCCUGGUGAUGGUCUAUGGUCUGUCCUGCUCCCUGUUCUCCUGCCUGUCCCUGUCCCUCCUCAGGCUGCCACGCUACGUCUCUCUGCUAGGGGGCGCUGUGAUCCACGGUCCUCUGCUGGUGUUCUUGCUGUUCUGGUCCCCGGCUCCACGCUCACCUGAUCAACUGCCUUACCUGCUGGUGGUGAUCGCCCUCUGGGGAAUGGGGUCUGCAUUGAAUAAGACUGGACUCAGCAUUCUCCUGGGUAUGUUGUAUGAAGAUAAAGAGAGACUGGACUUUGUCUACACCAUCUACCACUGGUGGCAAGCUAUCGCCAUCUUCAUAGUCUACCUGUGGACUGGACUCAUCAUGAGGGCCAAACUCUCCAUUCUAUUGGUCAUCUUGCUGCUGGCGUGCUUCUGCUAUUGGACGAUGGAGCGACGCCUGGCCAAGAACAUGCAUUUCAGACUGCCUCGCAUUCCCCGCCCCAAACACAAGGUCAAAGGUUAUCGUUACCUGGAGGAGGAAAACUCAGAUGAGUCGAACUCGGAGGAGAGUGAUGAGGAUGAUGAUGAAGAGCAGCAGGAGGAGGUGAUCAGGGAGGACUUUGGCGGAGACGCAGGGUCGCAGGGCUCUGAUUCGACCAGGGAGAGGAGAGGAGGGGCUAGGGGACGCCGCAGGAGGAGAGACGAUGAUUAUGAGCAAGCGGGGGAAAGGGAGGAGAGAGAGGGAUAGAGAAAGAGUGAAAGAGCGAAAAAUAGUUAGAGAGACAUGGAGAGAGUGAGUCCUUUAGCUAUCCUCUAGGUAUCCUCUUAAGUAUCCUCUAGGUGUCCUCUAGCUAUCCUCUUGGUGUCCUCUAGCUAUCCUCUUGGUGUCCUCUAGCUAUCCUCUUGGUGUCCUCUAGCUGUCCUCUAGGUAUCCUCUAGCUGUCCUCUAGGUAUCCUCUAGCUGUCCUCUAGGUAUCCUCUAGCUGUCCUCGAAGGUAUCCUCUAGGUAUUAUCUAGCUGUCCUCUAGGUAUCCUCUAGCUGUCCUCUAGGUAUCCUCUAGCUGUCCUCUAGGUAUCCUCUAGCUGUCCUCGAAGGUAUCCUCUAGGUAUUAUCUAGCUGUCCUCUAGGUAUCCUCUAGCUGUCCUCUAGGUAUCCUCUAGCUGUCCUCUAGGUAUCCUCUAGCUGUCCUCUAGGUAUCCUCUAGCUAUCCUCUAGGUAUCCUCUAGCUGUCCUCUAGGUAUCCUCUAGGUGUCCUCUAGCUAUCCUCUUGGUGUCCUCUAGCUAUCCUCUUGGUGUCCUCUAGCUAUCCUCUUGGUGUCCUCUAGCUGUCCUCUAGGUAUCCUCUAGCUGUCCUCUAGGUAUCCUCUAGCUGUCCUCUAGGUAUCCUCUAGCUGUCCUCGAAGGUAUCCUCUAGGUAUUAUCUAGCUGUCCUCUAGGUAUCCUCUAGCUGUCCUCUAGGUAUCCUCUAGCUGUCCUCUAGGUAUCCUCUAGCUGUCCUCGAAGGUAUCCUCUAGGUAUUAUCUAGCUGUCCUCUAGGUAUCCUCUAGCUGUCCCCUAGGUAUCCUCUAGGUAUCCUCUAGCUGUCCUCUAGGUAUCCUCUAGCUGUCCUCUAGGUAUCCUCUAGCUGUCCUCUAACUAUCCUCUAGCUGUCCUCUAGGUAUCCUCUAGCUGUCCUCUAGCUAUCCUCUAGCUGUCCUCUAGGUAUCCUCUAGCUGUCCUCUAACUAUCCUCUAGCUGUCCUCUAGCUGUCCUCUAGGUAUCCUCUAGCUGUCCUCUAGCUAUCCUCUAGCUGUCCUCGAAGGUAUCCUCUAGGUAUUAUCUAGCUGUCCUCUAGGUAUCCUCUAGCUGUCCCCUAGGUAUCCUCUAGGUAUCCUCUAGCUGUCCUCUAGGUAUCCUCUAGCUGUCCUCUAGGUAUCCUCUAGCUGUCCUCUAGGUAUCCUCUAGCUGUCCUCUAGGUAUCCUCUAGCUGUCCUCUAACUAUCCUCUAGCUGUCCUCUAGCUGUCCUCUAGGUAUCCUCUAGCUGUCCUCUAGCUGUCCUCUAGCUGUCCUCUAGGUAUCCUCUAGGUAUCCUCUAGGUGUCCUCUAGCUAUCCUCUAGCUGUCCUCUAGCUAUCCUCUAGCUAUCCUCUAGGUAUCCUCUAGCUAUCCUCUAGCUGUCCUCUAGCUAUCCUCUAGGUAUCCUCUAGGUAUCCUCUAGCUGUCCUCUAGGUAUCCUCUAGGUGUCCUCUAGCUAUCCUCUAGCUGUCCUCUAGCUAUCCUCUAGGUAUCCUCUAGCUAUCCUCUAGGUAUCCUCUAGCUAUCCUCUAGGUAUCCUCUAGGUAUCCUCUAGGUAUCCUCUAGCUAUCCUCCAGGUAUCCUCUAGGUACUUUCCCCAGUCCAGCUCUCUUACAACAGUGCAGAUUAAGGAAAGGAGUUGAAUCAGAAGAAGAGACAAAACGGGUGUGUCUCAAAUGUAAGGAGGAUAAAACAGAGCGGUACAGGAGGAUAAAACAGAGCGGUGCAGGAGGAUAAAACAGAGCGGUACAGGAGGAUAAAACCAGAGUGGUACAGGAGGAUAAAACCAGAGUGGUACAGGAGGAUAAAACCAGAGUGGUGCAGGAGGAUAAAACCAGAGCGGUACAGGAGGAUAAAACCAGAGCGGUACAGGAGGAUAAAACAGAGUGGUACAGGAGGAAAGAGAAGAACGGGGGAUUUUACACAGAAGGAAAGAGGAUGGAGAGAGGACAGGAAUUCAGUUUCGAUGGAUUCUCAUAACACAACUGAAAAGGGAAGAAGUAAUUUACUCCACUUCAAAUAUAAACCAGUUUCCCUCCGGUGCAUGAUCACAUGGCAUAUGGCCCAAAUGGCACGCUAUUCACUAUAUAGUGCACCCAUUUUGAACAGGGCCCAUUAGGGCUCUGGCCAAAAGUAGUGUACUAUAUAGGGAAUGGGGUGCCAUAUCGGACUCAUGCAUACUGUAUAGACACCUGAAACAUAUAUGAAGUUAGGUACAUCACAGGCACUUUUGACAGGGCACAUACAGGGCUCUGGUCAAAAGUAGUGCACUAUAGAGGGAAUAAGGUGCCAUCUGGGACACAGCCUUUGUAUUUCAACAGUAUCACUGUAUUGUUAGUCAGCUGUGUUGUCAUGGUUCCUAGCUCAGGUGUUUUGAGUGGCCUACAUUUGAUGGGUUUUUUUGUAAGGAAUUUAUUCAAUCAAUGAUUUUGAAAAAGUUGAAUUAUAUUCAUGAAUUAUAAUGAGAAUAAAUGGAUUGUAAUUGUUUUUUUAUGACUGUUUUGAAGGUGUUUUCUGAGUAUAAAGCUGGUUUUGUGCCUCUUGA